AUGAGCUUCAAUAUGCACUGGUUACUUCAAUUGCAGCGAGGUGGCCAAUCCGAAAAUAAAACGUUGAUACAGACGACAGCGCCAAGGUACCGAUUAAAAUACGUGUUACUGGAAUUGACGGCGACUAAGAAGAUACACCAGCCGACGAUGCUCGACUGGAAAAAUGAAGAAGGAUUUCGAAUUUCUCAGAGGGAGCUAAAGACAUGCGUCAAAUCACACGAAAUAUCAACCUAA
Plasmopara halstedii is the source of this 234-nucleotide messenger RNA. RefSeq lists its product as uncharacterized. The record is from RefSeq and is a predicted model, not a curated record. The transcript is spliced from 2 exons. Bases 1 to 234 code for a protein of 77 amino acids. Lineage: Eukaryota; Oomycota; Peronosporomycetes; Peronosporales; Peronosporaceae.